This is a messenger RNA of Cutaneotrichosporon oleaginosum, 405 nucleotides long. RefSeq lists its product as uncharacterized. The record is from RefSeq and is a predicted model, not a curated record. Lineage: Eukaryota; Fungi; Basidiomycota; Tremellomycetes; Trichosporonales; Trichosporonaceae.
CAUCCAUUCCGUCGAAAGAGCGAUCUCUUCGGGCAUGGGCCUUGCUGUGCACACACUUUGCCCGGGCUGGCUACGGCCGGGACGAGACGUUCAACUUGUCAAUGGCGGUGGCACGAGCGCCGGCACAAACAAGCGUGAGGUCAGGAUGGUGGCCCCGUCACGGCUUCGUUCCCAACACGCCUCUCGCGGCUGUGCGCGGUAAUCGGCCAAUCGCCUCGGUCACGUUGCGUGGCCUGAGCGCCAUGUCGCAGAGUUUGGCUGCCGAGGCGGCGUCUGAUGUAGGAGCAGGAGAUAGGUCGUAUGGUCUGUGAUGAAACGCUAUCGGUAAUAGUGGGCGACGAAUGUCGCUUGGAUUGACGGCUUCGCCACCUACGCCUUGCGUACCAAACUCUCUGCCUUAGUCUU